Molecule: messenger RNA, 4142 nt
Organism: Phyllostomus discolor (pale spear-nosed bat)
Lineage: Eukaryota; Metazoa; Chordata; Mammalia; Chiroptera; Phyllostomidae
Gene: SLC30A6
Product: solute carrier family 30 member 6
Exons: 14
Coding region: 109-1494 (461 amino acids)
Biological process (GO): monoatomic cation transport; transmembrane transport
Cellular component (GO): membrane
Molecular function (GO): monoatomic cation transmembrane transporter activity
Source: RefSeq, a predicted model, not a curated record
UUCCCGCGUCGCUUGCAGCCAAUCGGCCUCUGUUGCUCCACCCCUUCCGCUCUAGGGAAAAGCCAGCUGCCCAAGCGUUUUCCGGCAGGAGCUGUGCCGCUCCUUACCAUGGGGACAAUUCAUCUCUUUCGAAAAUCACAAAGAUCUUUUGUUGGCAAGUUAUUACAGGAAUUUAGACUUGUUGCAGCUGACCGAAGGUCCUGGAAGAUACUGCUCUUUGGUGCAAUAAACUUAACAUGUACUGGCUUCCUGCUUAUGUGGUGCAGUUCCACUAACAGUAUAGCUUUAACUGCCUAUACUUACCUGACCAUUUUUGAUCUAUUUAGUUUAAUGACGUGUUUAAUAAGUUACUGGGUAAUGAUGAGGAAACCUAGCCCUGUCUAUUCAUUUGGAUUUGAAAGAUUAGAAGUCCUGGCUGUCUUUGCCUCUACAGUCUUGGCACAGUUGGGAGCUCUCUUUAUAUUAAAAGAAAGUGCAGAACGCUUUUUGGAGCAGCCCGAGAUACACACGGGAAGAUUGUUAGUCGGUACUUUUGUGGCUCUUUCUUUCAACCUGUUCACGAUGCUCUCUAUUCGGAAUAAACCUUUUGCUUAUGUCUCUGAAGCUGCUAGUACGAGUUGGCUUCAGGAGCAUGUCGCGGACCUGAGUCGCAGCGUGUGUGGAAUUAUCCCAGGGCUGAGCAGUAUCUUCCUUCCCCGAAUGAAUCCGUUUGUCUUGAUUGACCUUGCCGGAGCGUUUGCUCUUUGUAUUACAUAUAUGCUAAUUGAAAUUAAUAAUUACUUUGCUGUAGACACUGCCUCUGCCAUCGCCAUUGCCCUGAUGACGUUUGGCACGAUGUACCCCAUGAGUGUGUACAGCGGGAAGGUGCUACUUCAGACAACACCGCCUCAUGUUAUAGGUCAGUUGGACAAACUUAUCAGAGAGGUGUCGACCUUGGAUGGAGUUUUGGAAGUCCGAAACGAGCAUUUUUGGACCCUAGGUUUUGGCUCAUUGGCGGGAUCAGUGCACGUGAGAAUUCGACGGGAUGCAAACGAACAGAUGGUUCUUGCUCAUGUGACCAACAGGCUGUACACUCUAGUGUCUACUCUGACUGUUCAGAUUUUCAAGGAUGACUGGACAAGGCCUGCCGUGCUGUCCGGGCCUGUGGCAGCGAAUGUCCUGCAUUUUUCAGAUCAUCACGUAAUCCCAAUGCCUCCUUUAAAGGGCCCUGAUGAGUCGAACCCUGUCACAUCGACUCCAACUAAACCUAGUAGUCCGCCUCCAGAAUUUUCAUUUAACACCCCUGGGAAAAAUGUGAGCCCAGUUAUUCUUCUAAACACACAAACAAGACCUUAUGGUUUGGGUCUCAAUCACGGACACGUACCUUAUAGCAGCAUGCUUAAUCAAGGACUUGGAGUUCCAGGGAUUGGAGCGACCCAAGGAUUCAGGACUGGUGUUACAAAUAUACCAAGUAGAUAUGGGACUAACAAUAGAAUUGGACAACCAAGACCAUGAUGUACUGUAAUUUAAUUUAUUAUAUGAGGGAUAUUGACUUCUUGACUUCCAGUUUAUUUAGUAAUCCAACUUUGCAUUGACUGUUCAAUCAUUUAUUGUAAAUGUAACAGAAUAGUAGUCUAGUUCAUGUUAUAUGAAACCGAUGAAAUUAUAUUUUUGUAAAUGUAUUUAGGACACUGAGAACCUUUAAAUGCUGUAGGCUUUAAAUAGGCUUUAAAGUGUAUUUCUCUAAAUUUGCGUUUUGCUAUCUUUGGUUUUGUGAUUGACUACGGAGUGAUAGGAGGUUAUCUUGGCAAGAGAGCCGCGUGAGUGGGUCCGCUGUGUUAUUAAAGAUACAGUCUUUUCCAUGACAUGUAUAAACCUGCUUCUUGAAUAAUGACACACAUUCUAGGAAAGAAAAAACAUGGCCAUGCUAAAAGUAAAAGUCUCUUUUUUUAUAGCUUUUCCAAACUUAACCUCUACAUUUUCCUUUGAGGUCCUGAAUCAUGUCAAGCAAAAAAUUUUAUCAGAAAAUUUGGAACAUAUUCUACUACCUGGUUUUGUUCUGUACACCUGUGAAUAGUCUGUGGUUCUUCGAGUUGCAUAAUCAGUUUUAGUUUAUGUUAAAUAAUUUUACCAAAAGAUAAUGGAUGUUAGGUUGUAGAAUACAAUAUUUUCAGAUCUGCUACAGGCAGUUUCUGUUUACUGUUUUGCUUUGUCAAACAUAGUGAAUUGUUAACUGUGAUGAGUGUGAGAAUUAUGUAGAUAAUCUUAUUUUUUUUAUUAUUUCCCAAGUGCACAUGUUAAACUUUCUAACAUGGCCAGUAUUUCUAAUUAAAAAUAUACCAAGUGGCAGUCACAAAGUACCUAUGAUUUUUUUCAUUAUAUCAUGAGUUUUAUGAUUAGAGUUUUUAAAAGAGAUUUUAAGAGUGAAUUCAACUUUUCUGGAAUCCAGUGACCCUGGAGAUCUGUGACUUUUCCAGCCAUCAACCAGCUGUCUAGAGAUUUUUGUUUUUGUAGAAUUUGCAACAGUUUCUUCAAUCAACUCAUCCUUUUCCAUAUAAGCAACACUUCGAAAUCCUUUUUCUGCACGGUAGAAUAACAGACAUCUCAGAAGCCAUCUCCGUCAAACAGAACUGCGGUUACCCUGUAGUAAUAAAUGACUGUGUCUCUAUUAACGUUUGCUUGGUGAGGAGCUGCUCACUGUCUUGACAUCUGCGACCCUGAUCAGGCAUUGGACCUACCGAAGAAAUAGAGGACACAUGACCUUGACCGCCGGGGAACAUGAAGCUUUGUAAAAUGUAAUAGGGCAAACUGUUUUUGUCCUUUGUCUCAUGUCUUCCAACUAUUGCUAUACCUAUUAUUGACCUACGAUUACAGGGUGAUUUUUCCUCCAUUGACCUCAUCUAAAUGGGAAUUCGGGUCGUGCGUGAAAUCCGAACUGUCGAGUACUGAGUGAUGAUUAAGAGGUGUGUGCUGUCACCCUGUGCACACCUCCACCCCCAUGGGACUUUUAAAGUGUCCAGGUGCGGGACACAAUUCUGCCUGAGGUUAAAUGCCUGCUUCCUCGGCCCCCAUUCAGAAGCAGCACCUGUGCAGCUGUCCCACCAAAGGUGCUUUCGUGCCCACAUACACUAUUUGCCAAGUUGCCUGUGGGUUCUGAAGGAGCUGGCUCUAUUUGCUGCGGUUCAGUAACGCCAACUGCGGCAGGCGCCUUGGGUCCAUCGUUUGCCUGGCUCUGGCCGCCUUUCUGGAUAUAAACACGAGACACUUGGCCAGCAUGUAGGCCUUAGGCAGUAGCCUUACUGGUAAGUCUUGCUCUAGAGUUACUUGAAGCUAGGUUUUUAGAAAAGGAAGUUCAAAUUAAAUACUUGGCCUACGGUUUGGGACUAAGAGUAGGCAUCAUGGAGUGUGAUUAACCUAGCUUGAGACAUCACUGUUUGUGAAGGGAAGAAACACGAGCCUGACUGGAAGGCAAGAACCGGAUUCUAAUCCUGACACGGCAUCUGUGUGAGUAGCCUUGUAACCAUGGGCUAGUUGUUCAACUCCCCUGAGCUUUCCCAUCUGUAAAGUUAGGGUGGGAAAGGAGUUAGCUGAUCUGUGGCUAUCAGCUCUAAAACUUCAUGACUAAAUCUGCGGAAUAUGUGCCCCCUUGCCAAACAGAAGAGCGUUCCAGUGACUACCUCAGCGUGGAAGCCAAGUGUUUCCUGCACCGACACCCGUGCCGUUAAUUUGAGGUGCCGUGAGACCAGAAGGUGAACUGCAGGCUGACACCACUGAGGGUCUGGUUUAUUUCAGACUUGCCUCAAAUCAACCUUCAAAUCUGUUUAAACAGGUUUUUUCUUAGACGUCUUUCUUUGUGGGAAAGGAUUAUUUUUGUGGCGUGUUGGAGGUAAGAUUAGGACGGGGCACCCUUUCAUUGGGUAUGAAAGAAUGGGGUCCAUUUAUACUUCUUCCUUAAUCUCUGAAGUCACAGUGGAAACCACGCACACGUACCAGCAACCGCGGAGGACUGGAACUUCAAGCCUCCGACUCGGCUGCUCAAAAACUGCCAAUUUUUGUGCUUGACUAAAGAAUGCCGAUAUUCUCUGGGAGUCCGAUCUGCUUCUUAUAUACGAAAAUGCUUUUCCACAUUCCAAAAUGUUUGAAUGAAACUUUUUGAAUAAAAA